AUGGAUUAUACAAAAAUAUUUUUAAUAAUAUUUAUUUUUAUCAUAUUUUUAAUUUUAUUAAUUUUAAAUUUGAAAUAUUUAAUUACUUUAAAAAGUAAUUUUAAACAUAGAGUAGCAUGGAGAAAUUGUAAAAAAUUAAAAAUUUCAAUUCCAAUUGAAAAAAGAAAAGAUAUUAAAGAAUUGGAAAAAUUAUUGGAAAAAAAGUUAAAAAAAGUUUUAGAAAAAAUUCAUUCUGGAUCAAUUUUAUUAAUUCAAAAUAAUUCAGAUCCAGUUUCAAUUUUUAUGAGAUUAGGUAUAACUGGAAGAUUCUCACAUAGUGCAAUAAUUUUAAAACCCAACUUUUUCAAAGAAUCUCAUAUUGAUAGUGAAACUCCAUUACUUUGGCAAGCAGCUGGUGAAAAAAUAUGUUCUAGAAAUAGUGGACCUGACGUUCACUCCCUUUGUGAAUUUCUAUCAGUUUAUAUGACCCUCUACCCAAAUUGUAGAUACGCCAUUAGAAAUCUUUCGAAUCCAUUAAACGUUGACCAAUCAUUAAGUUUAGAAGAUUUUAUCUUAACGACCAUUAAACAAAAGAAAUUGGUUUUCGUUUCAAAUUUCGAAAUGUUUUGGUGUUUUUACACAGAAACUUUAUUUAGAUUCCUAUUGCCAUUAGAUCCAUAUAUGAAUAUUUCAAAAAAAAGUGACCUAACUUUUUGUAGUAAAUUAAUUACUGAAACUUAUCAAUAUAUUGGUUUAGUUGAUAAAAAUGUCAAUAGUUUUGCAACAACUCCAAAUUAUUUCAGUUUUCCAAAUAGUAAUAAUAUUUUAAUUGAUGAAACUGAAAUAAUUUUCACUCCAUAA
This is a messenger RNA of Dictyostelium discoideum AX4, 840 nucleotides long. RefSeq lists its product as hypothetical. NCBI's taxonomy places the organism in Eukaryota, Evosea, Eumycetozoa, Dictyosteliales, Dictyosteliaceae. The coding region runs from base 1 to 840 and encodes 279 amino acids. The record is from RefSeq and is a predicted model, not a curated record. The transcript has 2 exons.